GUAAUCAAUAUGGCGGAUCUCCACGAGGGGAAGAUACUCCGAAAUUUUGUAUUUUUGAGCCUGUUUGCCAGUCGCUGAUAAUAAUAGUACACUAACUACAGCCUUUGAGACCUUUUUGGAAUAUUUAAAACCUUAACUAGCCAUAUAUAUCGAGACUUGAUCAUAAUGCAGUCCGGCCCAAGUCAGCAUCAGGAGAUGGAGGUGAAACAGUUUCAAAACUUUCUGCAAUACUACAACAAAUUGACAGAGUUGUGCUUCACAGAUUGUAUUCAUGACUUCACCAACAGAAAGAUUUCAACAAAUGAGAAUAAUUGUGCUAUCCAUUGUAGUGAGAAAUUUUUGAAAGUUAUGCAGAGAGUAGGAGUCAGAAUACAAGAAGUCCAAGUAAUGCAAAAUGAAGGUAUCCUUGGUGCUCCUGACCCUCCUAAAUGAUAACUGAACUUUCAGUGAGCUGGAUUCAAGACUGUCUUUGUUCAAAGACUCUCAGCUACAGGCACUAAACUUAAAAUACUAAAGGAUGAGUGUUGCGUUAUCAUCCAAUGAUAAAAAGUUUAAACUCUUGCAUAUGGAAGCUGUAGGUGUGAUUUUGGACUAGUGGCCAGGCUCCAGUGGUUUGAAGGAAGGAUAAUGCUGUCCACCAGAUAAAUCUCUAUCCAGUGGCUAGUGCAGCUUAUUUGGUUAGCCACAGAAUAGUGGUUUAUCCAUUGGACAGCAUUAUUUGCUCUUUAACAACUGAGCCCAGAUUUAUUGAAGAUGGCGAGUGGUUUUCAUCAGCCGUUAAGUGGCGAGGAAAGGAUACUUGUAAAGAUAAAUCGCACAAGUCAGUCUAUUGGACAGGUUUUGAAUAAAAGUAACCUUUUACAAUUU
Molecule: messenger RNA, 867 nt
Organism: Stylophora pistillata
Lineage: Eukaryota; Metazoa; Cnidaria; Anthozoa; Scleractinia; Pocilloporidae
Product: mitochondrial import inner membrane translocase subunit Tim9
Source: RefSeq, a predicted model, not a curated record